CGGCUCCAAAGAUACCAACGAGGACUUUUCUGCCUGUCGCUCAGUUCCUUUGCCAUGAUGAGCACGAACGACACGGGUGUGAUGGCCCAGAUUGGGGAUGCGUGUAGCGCCCUGGCAACCUGCGACGAGUGCAUCAAGACGUACACGUGCCACUUCUGCGAGAGAGACCUGCAAUGCCAUGCGAUUGGGUCCACCUCUGGCUGCAUCAAGGGCAUGUCCACGUGCCACCACAUCGAGGAUUGCGUCCGUUCGACCCCUCAGUACGUCGGGUAUGGCCCGCCCGGCUAUGUGGUGCUUGGGGUGUUGUGUUUAGUGGCUACACUGGUGUGCUGCGUGGGCGGCUGUAGCGUCCUCGUGGGGAUGAUUCGACGGGGCCGCGCAACGUCGCCAGUACCUCCGCGCCGCGAUUCGGCCAAACCCAGCAACGCCGACAUUGACAACGACGUGACCACGUCCCUGUUGAGCCCCGUUGACGAUGUGGAAGAUAGCGCGGAUAGAGGUGCCCUGCCUGUGUCCACUGCGACCGCCACCCAGCAAACCGCCACAUUCCGCACCUUGUGCAGUCGAACCAUUUGGUUGGGCAGCCUCGUCGCCUUUACAAUUUUGGCUCUGAUGUAUUAUCCUCGCGUCCCAGACUACCAGAUUUGCAACCAAGAGUUUGACUGGGAAUCGAUCUUUGCGAGCUUGAUUAGCGUCACGCCGAAAAUUCACUACCAGAUCAUCACCAGCGUUGUGAACGAGAACCGAUUCGCUUUCCAUUUGGAUAGCGGUGUUGCUGACAUCAGUCACAACGGUAUUAAAGUGGGCACGUGGGCUAUCUCAAACUGGACCGCAGAAGCUGGCGCUGUGACGGAUGUACAAAUAUAUUAUUUCGAUGUACAUAUAUAUAUAAUAUAUAUUGUAAUUGUUUCUAGAUGCUGGCGAUGGUCAAGAUUGAACCGAGCACGUAUCUUGAAGCGUUGUCGCUGUGGAAAGAUUUCCACUACAACAACUUGACGUUUCAAAUCGACACCAACCUCACCGGCUCCAUUCGUUGGGGUUCUUUCAAGCUCUAUGGGUUUACGGUACAAGCGCCGGCCGUGGACUUUUUGGUGGGCGACAAAUACCCUCGAGAUCUGUGUAAAUGCACAGAGUACUUGACCCCCACCUCGGAUGCCAACAUCUUUCUCCAAUAAAACCAAUACUAAUAUCGCUUGAGUCUUA
This is a messenger RNA of Aphanomyces astaci, 1203 nucleotides long. RefSeq lists its product as hypothetical. Bases 55 to 996 code for a protein of 313 amino acids. The transcript is spliced from 7 exons. The record is from RefSeq and is a predicted model, not a curated record. Lineage: Eukaryota; Oomycota; Saprolegniomycetes; Saprolegniales; Verrucalvaceae.